This is a messenger RNA of Carya illinoinensis, 2656 nucleotides long. RefSeq lists its product as uncharacterized. The coding region runs from base 117 to 2495 and encodes 792 amino acids. The transcript has 5 exons. Gene Ontology annotation, molecular function: histone H3K4 demethylase activity; histone H3K36 demethylase activity. The record is from RefSeq and is a predicted model, not a curated record. NCBI's taxonomy places the organism in Eukaryota, Viridiplantae, Streptophyta, Magnoliopsida, Fagales, Juglandaceae. Gene Ontology annotation, cellular component: nucleolus.
CCCCCCCCAAAAAAAAAAAAAGAGUACCCGAACCAAUUGAAAGUUGAAACUAGUUGCAGGCCCCAGGGGCAGCAGACGGCAACGCAACCGCACGGCCUCGGUAGCAUGAGGAAAGAAUGGAGGAGAAGCAUGAGAUGAAGAGCGCACGCCGAAAAAGGAAAAGCAAACCCCAGACUCUCUCUUACGACAACGGUAGCCUUCACCUUCACCCUCAACUUCGACAUGUUGAUGCCGACACCAUUUUCGCUCUGUUACUCGCAGCGAUCUCCAACUCUCACAGACCCGACUCCCUUUCCUUGAUCGAGAAAUGUCUAAUCAAGCUCCCUCACUCUCUUCUCUCCACCAAACCCAAUCACAUCCUCUCUUUGCUUCCCUUCCUCCUCAGUUCCAAAAGGGCCUUCAUAACGUCUCGCGGCGCGGAGAUUGUGGGCAUGGCGUCGCUGUUUUCACUCGAAAUGAAUGAACGGAUUGCUUUCGAUGCUGAUAUUGUGAAAGGUCUGGUUUCGGCUUUGGCAAGUUCUAAGAGGAGUGUGUUGAUGGCUGCGUGCAAUGCUGUUCUGGAUAUGUCGACAACCUCGGUUGCUCGAGAACGCCUGCUGGCAUCCUCCGCUUUGGAGAGUCUAAUGUUUGGAUUCCUUCAGGUUCCUAAAUCUCCAGUGAUGCAAGUCUCUCUAUGCACUGUAGUUGAUGGAAAUGCUACCUGUCUCAAGAUCGGGUUUGAGGAAGAAGAACUCCCAAUAUUACUUCUUACUGCAUCUGUAAUUCUCAUUAACUCCUGCAACACGGAACAGUUGGAAAAGAUCCCAACAAAUCUAUCUGAAACUUUCUUGGUCCUUUUGAAAAAGCUGUGGGCUAAAGUGCAUAAUCAAAUGUUGCUUCCCAACACCAUGAGAUCCAUCCAAGAGGCACACAUUUAUGUAAGCAACAUUAGAACUGAUAAUAUCGCUGAAAGCAUCUUUAGGCUUUCCAUUAAUAGUAGUCAAGCUACAGCAGCUUUGCCUUUUGAAGUGGUCAAAAGAAGUAUCUUUGGUUUGGGUAGUUCUAGUUUUGAAGAUUUCAUGUUAAAUCAUUGGGAGGUAUCACCCUUUAGAAUUUCAAGGGCUGUGGAUGUAAGAGAUGAUGUUUUCAGUUCAUUUUUACAGUCUCUACACUCAACCGAAACAGUUCCCUCUUUUCUUUCUUUAAUCCUUCAAAACACUGUGUCUUGUUUUCCUAUUUCUUCAGAUGAACUAGGUAUCCUUAGUUUUUUGGAGGAGGUGAGGAAUAAAUUGGGUUGCCCUAUAAUCUAUCAGCAAGACAUACGGGUGUUAAGAACAGAAAGCCAAUUGAAAAGAGAGGUGCAUUUCUUUAAGGAGAGUCUCAACUCUUGCUACAAAAAUGGUUCCCACCUUUUUAACAUUGAUGAUGUUUUGAAAUGUGAAGAAGCAUAUCAAGAGGGUUACACAGUAGCACUUCGUGGCAUGGAAUUUCGCUUUGAGAGCAUCGCCGCUAUUGCAAAUGGAGUAGCAUCUAUCUUUGGCCAACCAUCUGUGGGUGUCAAUAUGUACUUGACGCCGCCUAAUUCUCAGGGUUUGGCUCGUCACUUUGACGACCACUGUGUGUUUGUUUGCCAACUUUUUGGAACUAAGAAAUGGACUGUUUUUUCUCAGCCAAAUGCUCAGUUACCUCGCUUAUAUGAUUCUCUUGAUAGGCUACCUGGUGCAGAGGCUGAGGUUUCAGUGGCUGAAUGCAGAGAGAUUUUGCUAAAAGAAGGUGAUAUCUUGUAUAUUCCCAGAGGUUUUCCUCACGAGGCAUGCACAGAUAAUGGCGGUUCCAAUGGCUCUGCCGGAUUUUCCUUACAUCUUACACUUGGUAUUGAGGUCGAACCGCCUUUUGAGUGGGAGGGAUUUGCUCAUGUUGCACUUUGUUGCUGGAGCCAGACCCAGAAGCAACCUCAGUUCUCUCUUCUCGAUUCUGCAGUACUUCUUGAUGUUAUUUCUGUGAAUGUCUUGCAUGUUGCAAUUGGGCUAGUAGGUGAUUCUGAUCCUACCUUCAGGAAGGCUUGCUUAGUUGCUGCAAUUUCUUUGUCAUCAGACACUGGUUGCUGGCUUGAUCUGAAUCAGAGAACCAUUUUCAGCCAUUUGAUUGAUAAAGUCAACACAGAGUCAAGGUUCUUGGAAGCGUUUAGGAGCAUUGAAGUUGCAAUUCAGAAAACUGAAGACCCCUUUCAUCAGAUAAGAUGGCUCCGGCUACUCAAUAUGGAGGGAGAAAGCAUUGAAGGAAUUGAUUGGGAUGUGCCUUUCGUGGAGAUGGCCAAGUUAUUCCCUUUAUGUGUAAGACACAAAGAUCAGGUAGAAGCAACAUUCAUGCGUGUCAAGUCUAGGUUCUGUGAUGAGGUGUUAUUUGGCGAUGUAGUAGAUAGCUAUAAAAUGCUACUCGACAAGUAUAGGAAGGUAAUAAAUAAAAUUGCAUUUGGCGUGGUGAGAUUUUGCUGCAUUUCUUGUGUGAAGUUGUGAAUAAAUCCAAAGGGCAUCCAGCAAUGUCCCAAGUGCAUCUGUUGAUGUAAAACAAGGUGCUUUCCUUCUUAACAUAUGAUUUAUGUUAGUGGGACAUCAUACUAAAAUUUGAGUGUUGUAUUGGAACGUUUCUUCUAUUGAAAGUUCUUAUGUUUCAUGCA